Pipistrellus kuhlii (Kuhl's pipistrelle) is the source of this 3474-nucleotide messenger RNA. It is a transcript of the gene NRL, whose product is annotated as neural retina leucine zipper. Lineage: Eukaryota; Metazoa; Chordata; Mammalia; Chiroptera; Vespertilionidae. Gene Ontology annotation, cellular component: nucleus. Bases 1732 to 2445 code for a protein of 237 amino acids. Gene Ontology annotation, biological process: regulation of transcription by RNA polymerase II. The record is from RefSeq and is a predicted model, not a curated record. The transcript is spliced from 4 exons. Gene Ontology annotation, molecular function: DNA-binding transcription factor activity, RNA polymerase II-specific; RNA polymerase II cis-regulatory region sequence-specific DNA binding.
UUGGAAUUGAACCUGGGACCCUUCAGUAGAAAGGCUGACACUAUUCACUGAGCCAAACCGGUUAUUUUUAUUUAUUUCUUCUGGUGUGCAUGCUGUAAGACUGUAAAAACCUCAUGCAAACAACCUGUUCUUUGAGAUGGUACAGUCCCAGGUUUCUAGAUUAAAACUCUUGCACAGUGAGUAGGUGAUCAGAUGUUGGGUUUCAGCCAUCAGAUCUGCUGCCGCCCACCUGAUCCAAAAGGAUUGCAAAAAUAUUGCCACUGGGUAGUUACUUUUGAACCAUGCGAAAGGCUGACUAUUGGGAAAUGUCACUAGCUAAGCAUGCCCUGUUUCCCAGGAGUGUAGGGUCCCUGUUGUCUCUCCAUUCAUAUUCCUGGGAGAGGGAGAAGCAAGGUCCGCUCUGAUUGGACCAAAGGCCAGGAAAGGGAAGUUGCCCUUCUAUGCCCCACACACCUAGGAGCACAUGAUCCUAUCACCCCCACCCCCCCCCCCUCCCCGUUCUCUUUCCUAGAGGACAUAUGCCUAGAGAGCUUUGGGUGUUGGUGGUAGGGUGCAACAGCAGACUGCAGGAAGCUCAAAUUCAGAGGGCGUAAGCCUGUGGGAGGGAGAAGCCUCAAACCAUAGAUGUGGGAGUUGGAGCCUGUCUGGAGUGGGAACUGGGGUGGCUUCCACUGGGCAGAGUGAGAUGGAAACCCAGUGUAGUCCCAGGGGCAAAGGAGGAGGGUGCCUGGGACCUGGGUCUGUUCCUGCCUCAGGGGGAAGUGUUCCCUGAGCACGAAUCUUAAAGGUACACAGCCUGGAGAGAGCCUCUGCAAGAAAGUCUGGUGAGGCUCCCCCACUCCUUCCAGUCCUCUAAGAACUCCUCCUCUCUCUGCUCCAGAGACCACCUAUGUGUGGGCUGGCCAACUGAACCAGCUGUGGGAGAGAGAUGGGGUCAGUUCAAAUUCUGGAACAAAACCUGGGGAGAAGGGACAAGACGGGAAGCUGUGAAAAGGGGAAGGGAGACAAGCAAGGGCCUAAGGGCUCCUGUCCUGAACUGGGAUAAAGCCAGCCAUAUACGAAUUGAAGGCAACUUGGAUCCUUCCUCCUCCCUUCUUCCCCUCGCCCCAGGUCCCUCGGCUUCCGGCCAGGUCCCAGUGGUGGUGGCAGGGCAAUGGAUGUUUACAUUAGGGAGCUGAGCGCCAGAUCCCUGGACUCAUGCACCCUUGACCCCAGGGCCUUUCUGUUCCUCGUGGCAACGUGAGCACAAGAGUUACAUCUGCAGAGGAAACGGGACAGACUCAGAAAGGGGCUUCGCGGGGGCGAGCGAGGAGGUGAAAGGAAGUUCUGAGCGUCAUUCAGAGACCGCGGGGCAGAGACCAGCAGAGCAGGGCGGGUAGGAGGGGACGGAAGCGGAGAGAUCGGAGCUGCUGAGGCAGCCCCUGAUCCCUGGCAAGACGUCCGGCCAGAGCAGCUUGGGUUCGAGAAACACUCGCCCCCUGCCCGCUGCCCCCUUGGAUGGGAAGCCAGGUGGAGGCUGACCAGCAGGAGGGCGCAGCUGGCAGCUCCACGCGGGUGAGCUCCUUGGAAGAUGAGGCCUCCCUUCUGCCUUACCAUGAAGCAGUCUUCACGCCAGUCUUUUUGGGGCCUCUGCCAUGGUCAUUCUUUCCACAUUCCCCUGGAGAAAGCAUCUGCCCCACCCAAGCACCAUCAUAAAAGUCCUCAGGUGUGCCCCCCCAAUCCAGCCCCAGAAUGGCACUGCCUCCCAGCCCCCUGGCCAUGGAAUAUGUCAAUGACUUUGACUUGAUGAAGUUUGAAGUAAAACGGGAACCUUCGGAGGGGCGAUCUGGCACCCUCACAGCCUCACUGGGCUCUACACCUUACAGCUCAGUGCCUCCUUCGCCCACUUUCAGUGAGGCAGGCGUGCUGGGGGCCACCGAGGGCCCCCGGCCAGGCCUGGAAGAGCUGUACUGGCUGGCCACUUUGCAGCAGCAGCUGGGGGCUGGGGAGUUACUGGGGCUGAGUCCUGAGGAGGCCGUGGAGCUGCUGCAGGGUCAGAACCCAGUCCCUGUUGAGGGACCCCAUGGCUAUUACCCAGGGAGCUCAGAGGAGACAGGAGCCCAGCCCGCCCAGCUGGCCGAGCGCUUUUCUGACGCGGCGCUGGUGUCGAUGUCCGUGCGGGAGUUAAACCGGCAGCUGCGGGGCUGCGGGCGCGACGAGGCGCUGCGGCUGAAGCAGAGGCGCCGCACGCUGAAGAACCGCGGCUACGCGCAGGCCUGCCGCUCCAAGAGGCUGCAGCAGCGGCGGGGGCUGGAGGCGGAGCGCGCCCGCCUGGCCGCCCAGCUGGAGGCGCUGCGCACCGAGGUGGCCCGCCUGGCCAGGGAGCGCGACCUCUACAAGGCUCGCUGUGACCGGCUGUCCUCCGGGGGCCCCGGGCCCGGGGACCACGCUCACUUCCUCCUCUGAGCCUCUUGGGGCCACGGAGUGGUGGAAUAGGUUGGGGUGGGCUCACCACCCAGAAGGCAGCUGUCCCAUUCACUAGGUGUUAUCCAGCGCCUUCUGGUGCCAGACACUCCUCUGUAUGACCACAGCCAUAUCCUCAAAUUUCCCGGACCCUUAAGGCAUGUGCUGUCCCUUCAAACGGGCCAUGCACAGAAACCCUCUACCUUUUGCCCAAAAAUCCACACGACCAGGAUCUGAGAUCAGCGGGAACCAGUACCAGGCACUGUGUGUGAGCUGGGCAGGGCGGGGGGGAGGGGGGGGGCGGGCGGCAAGGGCGUGGAUGAUGGCUGAGUGACAGUGCAUGGGAGGUGAGGGAGUGGUGUGUAUUUUAAUGAAAGGUUUUCAAUUUAUAGGGCAUUAGGCAGUAAUUAGCAACAAGGCUGUAUUUUCAUUCUGGGGCUCAUAACCUCCCCAGUUAGGAUUACUGCAUUUUCAAGGUUUUAAUUUCCAAUAGCAAGACAGACUAGGAAUUUCAUCCAAGAGGCUUUCCUCCUACCCAACCCAGUGGCUUCCAGGGCCCAGAGCUGCAAAGGCUUGAGGAGCUUCGGGGGUGGUGAUUGUGGGCCGGGAGAGAGCCCUGGGCGGGAGUCCGGAGACCUGGGUGCUCCAGCUCUGCCAAGGGAACCACUGCAAUCUUAAGCAAAUCAUUUGCUCCCUGGAUCUUAGCUACCUCAUCUAAGCCUCAUUCGGGUUGGGUGACUGCUCUCACUUUUCCAGUCCCGGCAUCCUUAGUGUGCGAGUCCAGGGGUCUCCCCAAGACAACCUCACCGAAGGGACUUCCUGACCUGCGCCAGCUUCCUGGCUGCAGCCUACACAGUGGAUGAGCCCACGCACCGGUCCUCUGCUGCUCCCUGCAGGCCGCUUGACCUCCAGAUCUGCAUAAGAUGACCCUGCUCCCUCCUGCCUUUCUGAGGGCUGAGGUGAGACUUGCCCCAGCAUGGCAAGGAGCUGAGAGUGCAGCUUUUGUGAAUUAAACUUGAAGUCCAGACAGAA